AUGGUGAAGCUUGCCACGGCCAGGGAGGCGCGCCUGUACGGGCCAGCGCUGGCGGUGCGCCGGUGGGAGUACGUUAACGCGGGCGCGUACGCGUUCGCGGCGCUGCUCCUGGCGGCGGGCCUCGCGGCGCUGUCCGCGGGCGGCGGGGCCAGCAGGGCGGGGCUCGCCACGGCCGCCGUGGCGCUGGCGGCCGUCGCGGCCGUGAACGCGCACGACCUCGCGGCGCACCUCGCCGGCGUCGACUGGCGCGUGGGGCUGGCGCGCUUCGACGCCCAGCUCGGGCUCGUGGAGUUCCUCGUGCCGGCGCUGCACGCGGCGGGGUGCGUCCUCGCCGUCGCCGGCUUGGCCUUGCUGGUCUCCCAGGGCGAGGAGGGCGCGAGGUACAGCUACGGGCGGGAGAUGCACGCGGCGAACAUGCUGCUCGCCGCGGCGGUGCUGUGGCUGCUGGGCUCGGUGCUGAACUCGUGCCAGGUGUACGAGCGCGCCGACGGCCGCGCGCAGCUGCUGCAGUCGAGCGUGCAGGUGCCCCUGCUCCUGGGGAGCCUGCUCUUCCUGGUCGCCGCCGUCGUGAACCGCCGCCGCGUCUCCGGCAGCUGGCGCCGCGAGCCGGGCGUCCUAGUGGGCCGGAGCUGGGCGUGGCUGUGCCUGGUGGGGAGCCUGCUGUGGCUGGCGGCGGCGCUGCUCAACGUGCUCAAGGUGUUCAAGAUGCACCAGAGCGACGCGCUGCGGCUGGAGAAGCUCCGCGGCGGCGCGCAGGAGCGGCUCAGCCGCGACCGCGAGGGACGCGUGCCGCUCAACUGGGAGGAGGUCGCCAGGAGGGCGGCGCUGCCCACCGAGCUUCGGUGAUCCUCAUCACCGACACGCGCCGCCGCUCGUCGCCGAACCAUCGCGUCAGCCACUCAGCCUAGCUACCGGCGGUCCGUCACGGCCGUACGUAACAACUUCUCCCCCCGUGCUGUAAAGAGGUUGUGACAGAAAAGGAAAAAAGAGCCAAAUAAAUUGUUUGGGCCCUGUGUUGGCAUUGGUGGUUGUGGGUUUUUUUGCUUAACUUUUCUCGGUGGUGGUGAACU
Panicum virgatum (switchgrass) is the source of this 1070-nucleotide messenger RNA. RefSeq lists its product as uncharacterized. NCBI's taxonomy places the organism in Eukaryota, Viridiplantae, Streptophyta, Magnoliopsida, Poales, Poaceae. The record is from RefSeq and is a predicted model, not a curated record. Bases 1 to 846 code for a protein of 281 amino acids. The transcript has 3 exons.